AUGGUCGCUAGCAAGGCCGUCGCAACGGAAAAACGUGGUCGGGCCACCGAGCCACCCCCGGCCUCGAUAUCUAGCACAUCCACGGUUAUUGGAUCUACGGGUGCGGAUGUUGGGUCGCAGCUCCUAGAUAUAGGGUCGAGUUCGUCUCUCUAUCCUCAAGCUCGCCUCGGAGGGUCGCAGACUCAUGAAGAGCUCGGCGAUAGUGGUCUUCACGGAUUUUACGCUCAGCAGCCAACCGCGAGCCUUGACCCAGACUUCGGCAGCCGGAUGCCUGCACUGCCUGCGGCUAACGGAGGCGUUGCUGACAUCCAUGCUGAUGGCUUACGCGACCCCUUCAUCGACCUUUCGAAUACUUCUAACCAUCCGUGGCUUGUAUCGAACGCCGAAGAUCAGGCCAUGAAGCCUCUCGCGGGGUCCGCCGUCGGGGGAUGGCUGCACGAACGCCGGGCCGUUUCGUAUCUUCCAUCGUAUUCAACGGAUAGAAUAGAAAUGGCCCCAUCGUCGAGUGGGCUCGUGCAUGCUGAUGAGAGCCGUGCAUCGGAGCUAUCCGUGCUCAGCACUCCGUCGUAUCCGCAGAACUCCGAUCACAUUCAUAUGCCGUCAGAUUUGCACGAACAUCCCCUUGACCAUUCGGCUCUUCCGGGGCCACAGGUCGGGCACUCCAUCGGUGAUCGUACGGUCCUCACUGACCCGUCGACCGGGAACCAGUUCAAUACGAUCCAAUGGCUUCAAAAUUUGCUUGAACACUGCCAUAGGCAGCAGACAUCCGAUCCAUCCACGUCCUCUCCUCCGACAGAGAGCGCUGCACUUAUCGCCGCGAUAACGAUUCGCGGUCUGAGGAUGUGGCCUCCCGCGGCACCAGUCGACGAAGCCUACAUCCAACGCUUGCAGGACAUAGUCGACGCGUACGAGCGGUCUCUAGAUGUUCAACCCGCGCCCCAGCCCCUCGCAGGACCCCUUGCCGAUGUUCCUGUUGCCAUUCGAGACGAGGAUCCAUUCUCGUUCCUUGCUGAUGAGGAUUGGCAGGGACAGGAUACGGCGCGGACGCCUCAGGGGGCUUCAUCUCCCAAUACUGCGGGGAUGAUACCUGGAGGGACGCGGCCUAUAGAGGGAAACGAUGCCGACCCGUACACGGAUCUCUUCUCAUGGCUUAAUGCACAGCCUUGGUACUCUGCAGAUACAGCGGCGUCGGAGGAGACCUUAGGAUCUCUACUCGAGGAAAUAGGAAGAGAUUCGAAGGAAGAUCUCUUCUCCACCGCUGCCGCUCAAAUAGGUGCGGAGCCGUCUUUACAAGCCUCGCUCAAUCCGUUUGCCGCCUCGUUCCCUGAUUUGGACUUGUCGUCCAUGUCUUCCCCUGCCAAUUUUUAUCUGCCCAACGGUUGGGAAGCGGAACACGGGCGGGACAUCUUCCCGGAUGUCCCUGAUCUUCAACCUUCGGUUUCCGAUUUCGAUCGUUUCUCAAUUGACUUGUCCUACGGGACGUCUCAGGGUCUUGAUGCUCCAUCUUCAGGUUCUUCUUCGUCUGCCCCGCAGGGUGCAGUCUUCAAUUUCGAUGCCUUUGAAGUGAUUGCCCCGAUUGGGGUGGGCCAUGGUCUUGACACUUCCUUGUCUGAGCAACCGUAUGCGGCUCUCGAUCUGGGCGGCGAUAUGGAGGUGGACUCUCCCAUCGGGGCGGACUAUGAUGCUCACGCUUCACUCUUCGGUUCUUCCCCGCCGGAGCCGCAGCCCGGAGUCUUUCAUAUCGAUGGUUUCGAGGUGAUCAGCGCGCCGAACGUGACGGAUCGCGCUUCUCGCGGUUCAUCGUUAGCUUUCCCGUCUAAGCAGCAGACCCGUCACCGGUUACCCGACAGGCGCGAGGAUUCGGCGAGCACGCCUUCCUCUGCAUUGUCCGGCCCCGCGCGAUCCGCUUCAUCUUCAAGAACUGUUCCGUCUGAGCAGCAUCAAUCUUCUCAGUCGUCCAGUGGACGCGAGGCUUCGUCAAGCACCGCGUCUACGCCGUCCGUGCCCGGAUGGCCGAGCUCGGCGACGGAUAUCUUACUUGAUAUGCAGAACUGCGUCAGACCCAGUAAAGACAUCAGCGCCGAGUGCAUCUACGCGGGAUGCACGGUCGUCGUCACCGGCUGGACGGAAAGUAGGAAUCACAUCCGAGAACAUGUGCUCGAGAAGUACGGCGCGAAGGGCGACAAGAAGUUCGCGGCCAACAAGAUGCCUAAGGAGCUUGAAUGCGAUUUUUGCGAUUACGUAGCCUCGAACACCUCGCACAUGAUCAGUCAUAUCAUCGGUUUGCAGCAUAUGUGUAUUGUGCCGCAGUGCAAGACCUGUGGCAGGUACUUUCACAACGAGGACGCGGUCUACACUCACCACCAGAAGAAGCACCAGAAAACAGACAAGAAAGCACGUAAAUGA
Molecule: messenger RNA, 2406 nt
Organism: Punctularia strigosozonata HHB-11173 SS5
Lineage: Eukaryota; Fungi; Basidiomycota; Agaricomycetes; Corticiales; Punctulariaceae
Exons: 4
Coding region: 1-2406 (801 amino acids)
Source: RefSeq, a predicted model, not a curated record